Messenger RNA from Dicentrarchus labrax (European seabass), 2882 nucleotides. RefSeq names its product RNA-binding protein 5. Lineage: Eukaryota; Metazoa; Chordata; Actinopteri; Moronidae. Gene Ontology annotation, cellular component: nucleus. The record is from RefSeq and is a predicted model, not a curated record. Gene Ontology annotation, biological process: mRNA splicing, via spliceosome. Gene Ontology annotation, molecular function: RNA binding. The transcript is spliced from 25 exons. The coding region runs from base 139 to 2586 and encodes 815 amino acids.
AAAACUCCUCUGCUGACUGACCGGAAGACCUAGGGGGGAAAAAAUCAUCAUCAAUUAUUAUCAGGUCACUGUCAGACCUAACAAGCUGUGUUACUAAAACGAAUUCUUUGAUCAAACGUGUGUCCUCUACACUAAACCAUGGGAACUGAUAAAAGGCUCAGUCGGUCUGAACGCAGUGGAAGAUAUGGUUCGGAUGGGAGGAGAGAUGAUCCAGAAUGGCACGAAAGACGACGAGGUAGAGAUGUGGAGAGGGAUUAUGAUCAUCGUUGGGGCGAUGACAGACGCAGAGACAGUCCAGAGAGGGGCAGAAAACGGCGCAAUAGUGACAGAUCCGACGAUGAAUACGAUGGGGAUUAUCCGGACCAGCACUACAAAAUGGAGCAGGAGGAGGAGAGCAAGACUAUUAUGCUGAGGGGUCUCCCUCUUAAUGUCAUAGAGGAUGAUAUCCGCUCAGCGCUCGAGCAGCUCGAGGGCCCCCAUCCUGUGGAAAUUCGCUUGAUGAGGAAAAGGAGAGGUAUAAGCCGAGGUUUCGCCUUCGUGGAGUUUUAUCGCUUGCAAGAUUCUACCCGAUGGAUGGAGACCAAUCAGAACAACCUGGUGAUUCAGGGCAAGAGCAUUGCGCUGCACUACAGCAACAGGAGACAGAACGUUGAAAACUGGCUUUGCAGUGCAUGUGGUGUGUACAAUUUCCGGAAGAAGCUGAAGUGUUUCAGGUGUGGAGCAACUAAAGUUGAUACAGAGUCCCCGGGUAUAAGUGCUUUAAAUCCUGAGUCUCAACAGCAAGGAGAUUACAAUGGAGACACCAUCAUUUUGAGAAACAUUGCCCCUCUUUCAACUGUUGAUGGAAUUUUGAACAUAUUGGCCUCUUAUGCCAACCUGUCUGCAGGCAACAUCCGCCUCAUCAAAGACAAGCAAACAGGACAGAAUAGAGGCUUUGCCUUUGUUCAGCUCUCAUCUCCUUUGGAGGCUUCUCAGCUGCUCUCUGUUCUCCAGAGCCUUCAGCCACCUCUAAAACUGGAUGGAAAAACAAUCGGUGUGGACUAUGCCAAGAGUGCUAGGAAAGACUCAGCGCAGCCAGAUGGGAUCAGAGCUAGUGCUCUCUCUGUUGCCAGCACAGCCAUUGCUGCUGCUCAGUGGUCAUCCAGCCAGUUACAGCAAGGUUCAGGUACCACCCUUGACUACAUUACUCUUGCAGAGGGCUACGCACGGCAAACACAGGGACAGAAUUAUCAAAUAUGGCCGCAGCAGCCUGAAGGAUUGGCUCCUGUCAUUGGAGAUGGAUUACUCGGAGCUGCUCCAGAAAUGAAGACAUUGAUCCCUGCAGCCACAGGUGUUGUCAUAUCUCAGGCACCUCAGCUUUACCAGCCUGUCAUUGUCAGCCAGCCUGCUGUACAGUCACAUCAAUUACUGAGGCCUGUUAUUGCAGCACAGCCAACUGCUAGUGUCUGCACUGCAUCGCUGGUAACACCAGCAGUUUCCACUGUUGCAACUACUGUCUCUUCUCCUCCAACUGUAAACACAACAGUCGCCCCCGACACCUCCACAUACCAGUAUGAUGAGGCUUCUGGUUACUAUUACGAUCCACAGACUGGUCUGUACUACGAUCAUAGCAGCCAAUACUACUAUAACUCCGAGACCCAGCAGUACCUCUACUGGGACAGUGGGAAGCAGGCGUACAUUCCUGCACCGGCUGAAUCAGAGCAAGCGUCCAAAGAGAAGAAGAAGCUGAAGAGCAAGUCUGCACAGCAGAUUGCAAAGGACAUGGCGCGUUGGGCAAAAAGCUUCAAUAAGCAGAAAGAAAGUUUUAAGAGCAGUUUCCAAAGCUUAGGACCAUCCAAGGAGGAGGACAGGAAAGAGUCUGCAGCUGCUGACGCAGGUUUCUUUCUUUUUGAGAAAAAGCAAACGGGAGGCUUUGACAUGCCAUCCCUCAUGACCGAACAAUUCAAGAUCACAGAGCAGGACACUUCAACUAAGUGUGGUCUGGUUGCUGCUCAUAACAUGGACGGUGGAGCAGAGGAGGGCAGCUCAGAUAGAGCAGUGUAUGAAGAGGGCAAAAUAACAGACUGGAAGAAGAUGGUUUGUCUGCUGUGUCGACGGCAGUUCCCCACCAAAGAGGCUCUGCUGCGUCACCAGCAGCUCUCUGACCUCCACAAGCAAAACUUGGAAAUUCAGAGAAGAUCAAAACUCACAGAAGCUGAGCUGGAGGAGCUGGAAAGGAAAGAAACCGAGCUGAAAUACAGAGACAGAGCUGCAGAGAGAAGGGAGAAGUAUGGUCUCCCUGAGCCUCCUGCACCGAAGAAGAAAUUCUAUCAGCCACCAACCCCAACAGUAAACUACGAACAGCCCACCAAAGACGGCCUGACGAGCGAUAAUAUCGGGAACAAAAUGUUGCAAGCGAUGGGCUGGCAGGAAGGCAAAGGUCUGGGGCGCCACCAACAGGGCAUCACCGCUCCCAUCUCGGCUUCAUUAAGGACCAAGGGCACAGGCUUGGGUAUUAAAGGAAGCUCAUAUGAACUAUCAGCAUCUGACACCUACAAGGAUGCCGUUCGUAAGGCCAUGUUCUCACGCUUUACUGAGUUAGAGUGAACCGGAGAGAGACAAGUAAUCAUACUGAACUGGAAAAUAUUAAUUCUGUGCCCAAAUAAUCCUGCUGUGAAAAGGAUUCCCCUGUACAGACGUAAACUGUAGUUUUUAUCUUCUUUUUGUAUAUAACGAUAGAUUUGUUUUAUAUAGCUAUUUAUUUUGUCUCUCCAAAUGUUUUCUGUUGAUUGAAAAUGUAAAUGCUGUAUAGUGUUUGUACAUAAAAUUGUGUCGACCUGCUGAGGUUUUGUCUCUGUGAAAAUCAAUGUGGCAAUUAAACCAAACCUCUGUGCUCAACAGUA